Molecule: messenger RNA, 1038 nt
Organism: Aplosporella prunicola CBS 121167
Lineage: Eukaryota; Fungi; Ascomycota; Dothideomycetes; Botryosphaeriales; Aplosporellaceae
Exons: 1
Coding region: 1-1038 (345 amino acids)
Biological process (GO): protein deubiquitination; endoplasmic reticulum unfolded protein response
Cellular component (GO): cytosol; nucleus
Molecular function (GO): cysteine-type deubiquitinase activity
Source: RefSeq, a predicted model, not a curated record
AUGAGAGUACGAGUGCGCGGCCCGCAGGGCGUGUCGACCAUCGAAAUCGACGAGCACGCGACCAUGGCCGAGCUGCAGUCCAGCAUCGCCGAGAAGAGCGGCGUGCCGAGCUUCGACCUAAAAGCGGGCUAUCCGCCCAAGCCCAUCGACCUCAGCGCCUUCGACCCGAUAACCAAGAUUAGCGACACGGGGCUGAAGCUCAACGGGGAGCAGCUGGUGGUGGCGCCGCGGGACGUGGGCGGCAAGCUGGCGCACCCCAUGUCGGACAGCACGCCGGCGGCGGCGGCACCGCUGCCAGGCUCGCAGCAACACCGUGAGAACCAGGCGGCGGGGAUGCAGGAGCCGCUGGCCCUGUCGCGCAAGAAGACGGACGUUGAGGCCGACCCGCCUGAGGUCGCGGUGCCCACGCACGGCGGCACCCUCGUCCUGCGCGUCAUGCCCGACGACAACAGCUGCAUGUUCCGCGCGCUGGGCAGCGCCGUCCUGGGCGACGACCUGGACAGCAUGCGCGAGUUGCGCAGCAUGGUUGCGCAGGGCAUUCAGGCUCAGCCGGACCUGUACAACGAGGCGGUGCUGCAGAAGGCGCCCGACGACUACUGCCGCUGGAUACAGCGCGACGAGAGCUGGGGCGGUGGCAUCGAGCUCGGCAUCCUGAGCCAGCAUUUUGACCUCGAGAUUGCGAGCAUCAACGUGCAGGACCUGCGCGUGGACCGUUUCAAUGAGGGCAAGCCGCGCCGCUGCAUCCUCGUGUACUCGGGCAUCCACUACGACACGAUUGCCAUGAGCCCUUCAGAGCCUCCGCACACUAAGGCCGACUUGCCGCCUGAGCUCGACAUCAAGCAGUUCGAUGCUGACGACGGCAUCAUCCUGGAGAAGGCCCGCGAGCUGUGCAAGAUCCUCCAGGGCCGGCACUACUUCACGGACACGGCGGGCUUCGCGGUCAAGUGCAACACGUGCGGCUGGCAAGGCAGCGGGGAGACGAGCGCCGUGGACCACGCGAAAAGCACCGGACACAUGGACUUUGGAGAAGCCAGUUAA